AUGCCUCAAAUUUUGGAACAUUCUCGUUCAUCUGCAUAUGUGGGGCACUUCGGAUUUUCAAAGACAGUAGCUAAGGUAUUACAGUCGGGGUUCUACUGGCCUACAUUGUUCAAGGAUGCCUUCAAAAUUGUGAAGAGGUAUGAUAGAUGUCAAUGCACUAAGAACAUCUCAAGGAUGAAUGAAAUGCUGCUAAAUAGUAACGUGGAGUUGUUGGAAGCAGCCGCAUUACCAACCAAUGAUGCUAAAGGGGUAAUUUGGUUCCUAAAAAAGUACAUCUUCACCCGAUAUGACACACCGCUGGCUAUACUUAAUGAUGGGACAAACACUUCUGCAAUCGGCAGUUUGAGCAGCUCUUGA
Molecule: messenger RNA, 357 nt
Organism: Olea europaea var. sylvestris
Lineage: Eukaryota; Viridiplantae; Streptophyta; Magnoliopsida; Lamiales; Oleaceae
Exons: 2
Coding region: 1-357 (118 amino acids)
Source: RefSeq, a predicted model, not a curated record